This is a messenger RNA of Drosophila hydei, 1992 nucleotides long. RefSeq lists its product as uncharacterized. The transcript has 3 exons. NCBI's taxonomy places the organism in Eukaryota, Metazoa, Arthropoda, Insecta, Diptera, Drosophilidae. Bases 323 to 775 code for a protein of 150 amino acids. The record is from RefSeq and is a predicted model, not a curated record.
CUGGCGGAGAGUUCGAACAUUGUGUUUUUCCCAUAUUAGAGUAAUUAAUGCCGUUCCCAUUGGAUGGAGAGCCGAGGGUAGACAACAUGGAACAAAAGACAACAGCAACAGCAGAACAGUCUGAGUGGAGGUUGUUGGACAGCGAGAGCGAUAAGUGAGAGCGAACUCAGCAGCAGAACAACAAAAAUACACCUGCUAGCUGAUAAGACAUUUGAAGGUAGACAAAACGUUAAUAUUUAACUUGGUCACUUGGCCGCGACUCAUUUGAGUUUCACACCUUGCGCGUUGCACGAAUCGAACGCGAGACGCUCUGUGUGUGCGCAUGCCGCAUGUGUCCGCUAUGUUAACAAAAGUAACGCUUAUCAGCCUAUUGCUGCUGCUGCUGCUGCUGUUGGCGCGGCACGGCGAUGGCGCCACUGUUACCUGGGGACAUGUCAACAAAUAUGCCAGCACGCUGCAUGCACAAGAUGUUUACCUGGGGCAGGUUAACAGUACGGAUGCGAAUGCGGAUGUGGAUGUGGCUGUGGUUGCCACAGCUGCCAGUGUGGAUGUUCGCGACGUUGCAUAUGGCUCACAGAAUUCCAGUGCAUUCGAUGGCUACACGAUAACGGCUGUGCACGCUUACGACAUGACCUUGCCGGGCGGCAACGGCGGCCAGGUGCGUUUGCUCAGCGGCGGCGUGGGUCAACAGCAUGCCGCCUUGCGUUUCCAGCGCUACGAACAGGUGCCCACGGCGCACUUUCAGUUGGUCAUCUACGGCGUCGCCUUGGGAUAGGUUCAAAUGUCGCUGCAACUUGAUUAAGUUGCAAUUAAACUUUGAGUUCGAUGUUGCCAACUUCCUGCUCGACAGACGGCAAAGCUAACUAAGUUUUUAUAAUGUCAUAAUUAAGAGCAUGAGUUGCGCUUAUUAACAGUGAAAAAUGUGAAAAUUCCAUUAUAAGUUAACGCACACAUAGACACACACACACACACACACACGCACACCUCGAACGUGUGAGACUUCAGCAGCGUCGGAAAUUAAUAUUGUGCGACAUCUGAGCAGUAGCUGCGGAUGUUGCUGCUGUUGCAGCUACUCGUAAUGAGAUGCAAAUGUACACUUAACCAACCACCCAACCACCUACCCACCCACACUCACACACACACACACACACUCUCACACACACAAACCCGCUUAGCGGUUUGGUUUUGCAGGCGUAAGUCGCUUUAAGCGCCCGAUAAAUGCAGUUUAAUUCAGCCACGCCCCUUUUUUCGCAUGCGCCCACUCAAAAUACAAUAUGGCACGUAAGAGGCUUUAGGCCGAUUAAGAAAUAAUUUAUGUGUGCGCUGUGCGCACUCGCAUCAUUCAAUAGCUCAGCAAUUGAAUUUACGCUUUGCUUUUGCACCUGUUCUUGCCUUGUUGACGCUACCUGGCGAUUACCUUAAUGUGUUCAAUCAGAGCCUCGUCUUAAUCUAUCAGAGAGCGUAGCUUGCAUAAGAUAUGAAUCAUAUGCAUCGUUAAAUAGUUAUUAACUUGAGCUUGAAAUAUUAAAGCAAACUUAAGCCUAAAGCAAAAUAAUUGAAUUAGUCAUGAGUACGAUAGGUGAGAUAUAUAAUUAAGCUGCAUCGGGUAUGUGGAAUAAAACUAGUCUAGAGAUUUAUUCAGUAUAUUCAGAUUAAGUUUUUAUAUGCUAAUCAACAACAAGUAUUUUUUUAUAAAGGAAAUGCCAAGCUCUUAAAAGAGGCUUACCAAUUAAGAGCAUAGCAAAAGGAAUUGCAAUACAACAAAAACUAUUUCAAAUAUGAUGUUGUUUUUGGUGUUAUUUUGAAGAGAAGAUUAUGACAUUAUAUAUAGUAGUAGUGCUGAUAGUGGAAGUGGAUAAGUAUCCAAGAUGCAAUAGAGUAAAAGCCUGCUAAAGCUUUGCAAGGCGGCAACUGACGAAGCACUACACAAUGCAAGUCAAAUUGCAUAUUAAAAAACAACCUAAAAUUUUAAUAAAUAUUUAUUUUCAAAUU